AUGAGCACGAACCCUCUGACGGUCCCUCUGAACUUCUCUCCGCUUCUCGAUACAAAACCUACGGAUGGAGAACCCGAUUGUUUGGACUGGAGCUGCUCCCUUGCUGUGCCAUCGUGUCUAGAAUCAUGGGGACGUCCAUCACCUCCUUCCGAAGGCUCGAACCGUUCGUUCGGUCUGGCACUUGGCUGUGAAGACGGGACAUUCUAUAUCUUCCAUCCAUCUGUCCCGCCGCCGCAAGUGUCGCGGAGGCGAAGUUCCAUCGAAUCUUCCUCAAGCCGCCCUCCUCGGGUCUCAAAUAGUUCGCGACCCACAAGUCCGCUUCGCUAUGGCGGGCUCGGCCUCUCGACCUCGCGAUCAGGGUCUCCGUCAUCUACAAGGUCGGCUCUAUCACCGUUCCAGGUCCCCCGGACUCGCGCAGUGUCGUCCGUGACGACCGAACAGGCGGAGGCACCGAAGAACUAUGUCGACUUCGACGAGGAGACGGAGAGGAUGAAGGACAUGCUGAAGGGGAAAGGCGUCAAGGAGAGGACAACAAGCGAUAUGCUUUCUCCGAACACGGACAGAGGGAGCAACGUGGAGAAGGGCAGCAAUACGCGGAGUCCUAGACUACGAGCACUGUCGCCAGCACCGUCCACCAAGUCGACUUCAGGUCUUCCUCCACCGUCCCCUUCAAUCACUCCGAUCUCCCCUUCCGAGUCGCCCGUGGCCUCAAGCACCCUCUCCUUGACGUGUCAUGUGUUCCCACAGAAGUACGGCUAUCUACAUGCAAUCAGGGCGUUGAAGCUUUAUGACUCGGGUCGAUACCUCAUAUGUCUCCAAGAAGCAGGCAACGUCUCCAUCCAUGCUACCUGUGACGGAUCCUGUGUCGUCACCGCCGCGGUAGACAGCGAGCACUCGCCACAAGACGGCACCAAAACUCGGAGACCCGCGCCUGCGCUGUGGGUCUGGAAAAGCCUUCAGCUAGGUGUACUCGGAGAGUCCAAUAUAAUUGUUGCAUGCGCGUCGAGCGACGAGGCGAGCGGGAUCAACCAGAUGUCAGAUGGGCUCGACGACGAACAUGAAGAGCAUACGCGGCUCAUAGCAUUUGCUAUCGAGCCUGGGCCGCAUAGCGACGGGCGCGAGAUGAAUUUGGUGAAGCUGGGAGACUGGUGCAUCGACGGGACGGCUGAAGGCGUGGGGCUACACCAGAGACCUGAUGGCUCCCUCGCUGUAUUCAAUGUCUCCUCAACCCGACAGUUGACUGUACGAUCCCUCAAGAUCGCGGAGAACGUUGCGGCGUCCGAGAGUGACAAGAAAGACACCGGUUCAAGGACUGCGCUACCCCUCCCGAAGACAUUCAAGGAUGCUCUGAAGAUCCUGUCCAAAGAGCGCGUAGAGGACACGGACAACCGCGACAACUCGCUCAUUCGCAUGGGGGACCCUGUCGAACUCGGCUUGGUGUCGCUGAAAGGGGCACUCCUCGGUAUGCGGUCCUUCUCUGAUGGGGACAAAGUCCGCGUCGGGUGCUGGUCGGAUUCUGAGUUGGUGGUAUUCGAUUGGCGCGAAGGAGUGUAUGCGCCUCUCUUUGUCCAAGCCUUCGAGGGCGUCAGGGAUAUCGAUUGGACGGCUGCGGAGUCUCUCACCAUCUUGUUCAUGGACCGCGCCGAGAUCCAUAACGUUGUGAAGGUGGAUGCGAACAAUGACAUCGUCACAGACAAAGGGGAAAGCUCAACCAAGCCAGUCUUGAGAUUCGAGCUCGUACGCACGAUGCCGCUGAUCAGCGAAUUCUCCGCCAUCACUUCGACAGGCGAUGUAUUCGCUACGGAAGUGAAGAAGGGAAAACGGAGGCUUGAGCAGGCGUGCCUCGACGGCGAGAGUUUCGGCGCAACCUCUCGUCAGGUGUGGAAAGCGAGGAGUGACACGGACGCUCUGUCGUCUGCGUUACGGAUAACGUGUACGCUUCCUGUCGAACCGGGUAUCAGUAUUCUGGGAUGCAGUGACGGUCGGCUACGGCGCUCGUCGUUCCUCGGGUUACCCCGCAAAGGGACCGGACGGUACACACAGCUCUCAAAAGUACCGCUCCAAGGCGAGAUCGUCAGCCUCCACCUCGUGGACAACGAGCGCACGAAGGAGAGAUUGGUGAUAGGAGGCACCGACGAUGGCUCAAUAGCCAUAUGGGAUCUACAGUCUCUGUCGUUGCGCGCUCGGUGGACCAUCUUCACCUCGCCGCUUGCCGAGGUCAUCCAUCUGAAGGGUGACGCCAUUGGCAGACUGAAGAGCUGUGCCCUGUGUAUCUCGCAAGACGGUACGAUCGCGGUCAUCGCCGUUGAUGGCUACCAGUUCGUUUUCCUGGUUCCGACCUCCUCUGCUCCUUUGAAGCAGAUACACAUCGGGGGCAACAACCUAAUACUUCUGUACUGCGACGGUCGCGCGAGACUAUGGGACUCGAAGACGCAGGAGUUCUGGAGGUCUAUGAACGCGGACAGGACUGAUGAGAUGCUGAGGCAGGGAGGGUGGACGAGCUGGCUGGUCGGCAAUGGGGCAUCGUUUGGCAGGGCCAUCAUCUCCCCGCCAUACGCCUCCGUAGGAGCCGACUCCGGAUGCACAAUCCUGCUUGAUGUCGAAGCUGCAAUCCGGCAGACUUCCCCUACCCUCGCUGAAGGAGGCUCCUCCGAGAAGGCUCCACACCUCAGCCUGGAUUUCACGAGAGCCUUCCUGUCUGCAUUGAUGACGUUUGGGCUGAACAAGGAGAUCGACAGCAUAUGUCGAGACAAGCUACAUAUCGAGCGAUCUAGUGCCUCUGUCGGCCUCUUCGCCGGCCAUGCACUGUCGUUGUACUCAGAGCAAGGCUCGGCCUGGUCGGUGUCUUCCGAGGUGUCUGCAUUCCGCGCUUUGGCAUUGGUUGCGGUGCUGCAGACGCUACUGCUUCACGAAGAGCUUGUGGCGGAUACAAACACGAUAAUGACCUUCUACGCUGCCUCAUUACCUGAAGCACUCGGAACGUCAUACAAGCCGCCUAGCCUGCGUGUCCUGGCGAGAUAUUGGUUGCAGUCUACCGUGAACGAGGUCAGGAGUGCUUCGAGACUCUUGCUGGACGCUGGCAUCGCUAGGAUGUCAGACUUGGAGACCGCCGAGACAAUCGAAUAUUGGCAGCCGUAUCUUCCUAGCGUACAAGAUGAAGGGACCAGAGAUCGUCUUCGUUGUGCGAUGGCCUUGCAUAUAUGUGGCUCGAUAGCAAUCGAGAAGUAUGCCCUUCUCUUCACGAGUGCCCUCACAGACAUCGCCAAGUCGAUCGAUGUCUACCUUCACGAUGAAGCCUCUCCCUACCGGGCACUCGCCAUCGAUCUCUGCUCACGCGGGUUCCAAGUCUGGCAGCAGCACACAGAUGCAGUCGAGAUGCUCCGCGCGCUGUUCCUCCUCGCAACAAGCGCGAAGAAGGAGGCGAUUUCGCUGCAUAACGUCGGGACCCAGGCGCGCUCGGCUGUGCUCAACAUCGCAUCAAGCAAUACGCCGUUGUUCAUGACUACGUUGACUAUCGACAUCCUGCAGCCACGCAGUGUGCAGCACCGCAAGUCGGUGAUGCAGCUUGUCAUUUUCAUCAUCCGCAAGAAACCACUCGUGCUGUAUAGCAACCUGCCUCGUCUAGUCGAAGCUGUGGUCAAGUCCUUGGAUCCCAACUCAACCGCAAACCGAGAUGCAGUCCUGGACUUUGCAGCAGAGAUCCUCGGCCAGUUUGUACGGACCUUCCCGACGGUGGAUUUCCACAUGGCCACUCAGCGGCUCGCAGUCGGGACGUCCGAAGGCGCAGUCGUGAUGUACGAUCUGAAGACUGCCACACGGCUCUACGUUCUAGAGGGACACAAGAAGCGCACGACAGCGUGCAGUUUCUCUCCUGACGGUAGACGUUUGGUGACAGUCUCGCUCGAAGAAUCGUCCGUACUCGUGUGGAAGGUCGGUGCGAGCUUCACGAGCUUCUUUAUGCCCGGGGCACCACCGCGCCAGGGGCACGCUGGCUCUGAGCCAUUCAAGAACCUGAGCUUCAACGUCGGAGAUGAAGGCGAGUCGCGAAUGUCGUUAACGGCUACCUUGGACAAUAUUCGUUUUGAGUGGGUCGGCGACCGUAGCGUGAAGCUGAAGAUACGCGAGAGUACCUUGACAUUCAGUACUUGA
Rhodofomes roseus is the source of this 4149-nucleotide messenger RNA. Its product is annotated as WD40 repeat-like protein. The record is from RefSeq and is a predicted model, not a curated record. The transcript has 20 exons. Gene Ontology annotation, molecular function: protein binding. Bases 1 to 4149 code for a protein of 1382 amino acids. Lineage: Eukaryota; Fungi; Basidiomycota; Agaricomycetes; Polyporales; Fomitopsidaceae. Gene Ontology annotation, cellular component: cytoplasm.